UUUUUAAGGACCAAUUUGAUAAAAUGAAAAAAAAAAAAAAAAUUUAUCAAACUAAAUAUAUUUUAAUUCAACUCAUUUACUCAUUUAUUCUCACAAUAAAUUAUGCAAAUAUUUCAUAGGGAAGUAAAAAUAAAGAGCAACUUACAACGUCAUUGUCGCCGCCAGGAACGUGGGGUCUACAAUUUGUUAAACAUAAAUAUGUUUGUUUACUCUAAUUUCAAAAUUUUUGUGAACUUUAUUCUGUUAUUAUUUUUUAUUCUGUAAGUAUCUUAUUUUUAUAUAUCGAAAAACUAUCAAAAACAAGUAGAAAACUGCAACCAAGGGGUUUUAAUAAAACUGAGACCGAGAGGUUUUAAUAUAAUUUGUGAACAAGUUUAUUAAAUUUUUUUGACUGCGACACUGUAAACAAAACAAAAACAAACACUAUAUAUCCUUAGUUAGGUUGACUUUUCAGUAUUUAAAACUUUUGGUUUGCUUUUUUUUUUGUUCUUUGUUCCAAGAUGACCUUUCUGUCUAACCACACAGCACCAUGGAAGAGCAUUAAACCAGGAAGUUUACGCCUCCUACCCUACGAAUGUCGCUUAUUGAACUGGAGCUAGCGUAGAAACAUAAACCUCUUGGUUCCGAGCCACUCUAACUACUGUGCCACGGCUGCCUAUAAAUAUUUUAUACUGCUAUGCGCAAUACAUGCAAUUGAUAUGCGCAAAUAAUAUCUUUAGUAAAAAAGUAAGAUUUUUCUGUUUUAUGCCUGUUUUAAGGCUUAAAAAAAUUCUUUUUUACUUUUACUCUUUAUCUUUUUUUUUUAUUAUGGUUGGUAUGGUUACGGCAAAUAAUUAGCAGUUGAAAAAAACCCUACUGAAGUUUUAAGCUGGAACAAAGUGAAUCGCGAUGCCUUCUGCGCGUGUCAGAUCAAACUAAACUGUUUUAGUUUUUACUCGAGUCACAAGAAGUUAGUGUAGAGCAACUGGUAAUUAUUCAGUAAAUUUUGUGGAAGCAAAACGAUAAAAGAAAAAUCCGCUAUCGGUCUUGGUUGUUCUGAAUAUUUACAUUAUAAAUGGCAUUGGUUUCUAUUAUCGUGCUGUUAUCUUUUUUUUGCGGAUUGUCAUUCGUAUUAAACGCGACGGUUAUUUUUGUGGUACUUUCAAAAAGUUCUAUAGACGCACGUGAGACAAUAUUAAUGAGUCUUGCAGUAUGCGAUGGUUUGCAGAGCAUUAUUGGGUUUCCAAACGAGAUUUAUGGGUAUGUCAACAAAGAUAAUCCGUUUAAAAGUGAAAGUUUAUGCAAAACAAGUGGCUUUGUUGUAAUGUGCUUAGCAAUAACUGCUAUCUCACACUUAGUUAGUUUAUGUAUAUACCGAUACGCAGCCAUUGUAUAUCCUAUGGAAACACAAGUGUUUGUUACUAGCCCUAUUAAAGUUACUUUAUACUUAGUAUUACCAAAUUGGAUUUACGGAUUAUUUUGGUCAAUAACCCCUUUUUUGGGGUGGAAUGAGAUUGUGCGUGAAAAACAAGAUACUUAUAGGUGUUCAAUCAAUUUGUAUCCCAAUGAUCAAAUAAAACAAAGUUAUCUGUAUGCACUUACUAUUUUUUGCUACUUUUUACCAUUAUCAAUAAUCAUUUAUUGCAUAAUAAAAGUGCAUUUAGAACUUCGGUGCAUGCUCAAAUUAGGCAAACAGAUUUCAGGGGCAGAUGCAAGCAUUACGAAGGCUACAUAUAAAUUAGAAAAAGAACAUUUUAUAUCCGUUUUUCUUAUUGUAGUUUCAUUUUUUACUGUGUGGACUCCUUAUUUUAUUUGCGUUUGUUUCUUAGUUUAUGGUCGUAGUCUACCUAGCGGCUUUUUAACCUACUGUGCUUUGUUUGCAAAGUCAUCAACAAUCAUCAACCCAAUUGUUUAUUGUAUUGUGUACAAAGAGUUCCGUCAAACAGCAAUAAGCAAAGUUCGGAAACUCUUACGAAGGCCAGCUGUUGCACCAAUGCUGGUGUCGCAACUUUCAACAGCAGCUGCACCAACAUUAGCGCUAUCUGGGUUAUAAUUUCAUCUGAUUAAAUUAAAGUUAAAGACUAUACUGUUCGAAUAAUUUUAAUGAUGAACUUUAAAACUAAUAAUGAAAACGAAAAAAAUGCCAGUUAACUUAUUACCAUACAUUCCGCUAAAAAUGGUUAAAAUAGCAAUAAAAAAUUAUCAAAAAAGACAAAAUGUGAUUAUAGUUUUUGUAAUCAAAUAGAUUGCCCAAAACAAAAAGUUACUUUAAUGUCUUACUCGAGCGCCCACGGGAUUUGUUUUUAUAUUUCAGAUGAACACUUUCACGUAUUAUGCAAACUGCAAACCUAAGUUUGUUCAUGGCCAUACCAAACGAGAUAGCAUUGCAAAAAAUCGCGAUGAUGGAGGCGUAAGAACAAAAAUACACUAAUAGUUCGGCCCACCAGCACAAACAUUAAGACAGAUAUAUAGUAAAAUUUUCAAUUUUACUAUUUUAUACUAUAUUUAAAAUCAUUG
Messenger RNA from Hydra vulgaris (swiftwater hydra), 2496 nucleotides. Its product is annotated as medium-wave-sensitive opsin 1. Gene Ontology annotation, biological process: phototransduction; cellular response to light stimulus; G protein-coupled receptor signaling pathway. Gene Ontology annotation, molecular function: G protein-coupled photoreceptor activity. NCBI's taxonomy places the organism in Eukaryota, Metazoa, Cnidaria, Hydrozoa, Anthoathecata, Hydridae. The record is from RefSeq and is a predicted model, not a curated record. Gene Ontology annotation, cellular component: photoreceptor outer segment; plasma membrane.